Lodderomyces beijingensis is the source of this 1911-nucleotide messenger RNA. NCBI's taxonomy places the organism in Eukaryota, Fungi, Ascomycota, Pichiomycetes, Serinales, Debaryomycetaceae. The record is from the annotation of a GenBank genome assembly.
AUGGCUUACAAAGUAGACAUUGACGAUGCAGACGUGCAAGUGCUAAGUGACAACUUGAUCAAAUCCAAGGAGCUUUUUGAGAGUAUCAACAAGUCGCUCUUGAAAAUCUCGCUGAAGACGCAAACGGCCCACACCACCAUCAAGCCGGUGCUCACCAAGGUCAACAAGUUGUACGAGUCGAAACGAGAUGUAGAAGACGGCCUAUCCUUGCUUUCCGAAGUUAACGAGAGUGUUUCGCAGAUUAACGAUUUUGAAAACAUGCUCAAUAACAAGAUUGAAGUGUUGGGACUACUGAAGUAUAUGACAACUUUGAAGCAAUCGCGUGGGUUGAUGACCGAGAUCAGGCCCAGGUUCAAGCAGUUCAAGGGGAUAAUCCGCAAUUUCGAUAAUCUUCUCGAGCGGGCGGAGUUGAAAGUUCAAAGCCACAUCGACACCGUGCUAAACUUGCCCGCUGAUAAGCUUGUUGAGAAACGGAACGAUGUCAAGGUGAUUUUUGACUAUUUUGCCAAGCAGAGAAACGAGCAGCAAGUUAAAGGUAUAUACAUUGACAAGCGGGGACGCCAAUUGUCUUUGCGACUCAAGGCUGUUGAGCAAAGUUUGAGACCUUCCGUGAUUGACGAGCACUAUGAAAAGCAACAGAAUGGAAUCAACAAAUAUACCGAUGCCGUGGUGGAUGCCAUCGCGCAGGAAGUAUACGUGUUGAAAGAGUGCCAGUUGCCGCAGCUGAUGAUUGGUCCCAUUCUGGACUUUGCCUUUGUCGACUACAACCAAGUGUUGAUCAUCUUGUCGCAGCAGAUUCAAAUGCAGCAGUCGCGCAACGAGACCAAUUUGAUCUUGCUUGAAGUGAUUGACAAUGUGCUCAAGAUGGAGCAGGCGCUCAAGAGUCGAUAUAAUGUCAGCAACACCGCGUUCAGCAAGCACAUCAUCACGUUCAAUAUCCUCGGCUCGGCGAUUUUCCCCAAUUUCAUACGGCAAGUUGACGCGAAAUUCACUACCCUCAACCAGUUCAACGAGGCCAGCACGCAUCAAUUGACGGCCGAUGCCAUUAGUGUCGCGCGCAGGAUGUGUGAAUUUAAGCAGCCCUUGCUCAACUUGAUCUCGACUCACACAGCUGGCGAUUGGAUGAACCCUCAGCCGGAGCUCAGCUACGUCAAGAUUUAUACCUCGCUUAUCCUCAAUGCCACGCCAAACAACUCUCCCGAGUACAUGUUGUCGUCGUAUUUCUCCGAUAUAAUCGACUGCAUCACCAUCAAUCUCCAGAUUGGACUAGAUAAGCAGGCACGGCAAGCGGCAUCCUCGGGGGAUAACCAGCGCGCCAUGAAGAAGUCUGCCCAGGGUUUCCUCUUGAUGCGCAACCUUUACAUGAUUGAAACCAUUGUGAAUCGAUCCCCUGAUCUCCAUGGGAUAUUGGGCACCACGGGCCAAGAGCGGAUCGCCAAGUUGAAGAACAAGUUCAUGAAGUUGUUUUUGGAGGAUUUCAGCUUUGCCUCGUACAUCAUCAUCAAGGGGAUGACGCAGACUGCCGUGCUGUCAACUGCCCAAGGUGGUGCCAGCGGCGGUGGCGUGGGAGGUGUCUCGACUGCCAACUCAGCCUCAGCGAACAACACCACGUUAUCUAUAAACUCGCACCAAGUGGCCACCAAUUUAACGUCAAAGGAGAAGGAAAACGUCAAGGAUAUCUUUAAGAGGUUUAAUGAGAAUUUCGAAGACGCAUUGGCCACGUAUCAGACUUUCAAUUUCGGCGAUCAAAACUUGCGACAGACGAUGGCUACUGAAGUGCGCAAGUUGAUCUUGAAUGUGUAUUUCAAGCUUUACGACAAGUAUGGCCAUUCCGAUUUCACAAAGUCAAAGUCAAAGUACGUCAAGUGGGAUAAACAGGAGUUUGAGAAAUUGCUCAAUGACAAGUUGUAA